This is a messenger RNA of Syngnathoides biaculeatus (alligator pipefish), 1806 nucleotides long. Its product is annotated as tryptophan 5-hydroxylase 2-like. Bases 50 to 1609 code for a protein of 519 amino acids. The transcript has 11 exons. Gene Ontology annotation, molecular function: iron ion binding; tryptophan 5-monooxygenase activity. Gene Ontology annotation, cellular component: neuron projection. Gene Ontology annotation, biological process: aromatic amino acid metabolic process; serotonin biosynthetic process. Lineage: Eukaryota; Metazoa; Chordata; Actinopteri; Syngnathiformes; Syngnathidae. The record is from RefSeq and is a predicted model, not a curated record.
AGCGUUCAGACUGGAGCGCUCGUGGUACUCGUACACUCACUGGUUCCCCAUGGCGUCCUCUCACGUGAUGAAGGACAACCAGCAGGAGGCGCCGUGCCCGCCCGCCAUGCAGCCCGCGAUGAUGAUGUUCUCCAGCAAGUACUGGAGCCGUCGCGGACUCUCGUUCGACUCGGCUAUGUUGGACCGCCGCCCGCCGCUGCGCCACACCGGUGGACAGAUGGUGACCUUCAUCGUCAUCUUCCAGGGUCCAAACAUCUGCGGACGUUCAAAGAGCUCACGUCGCCCGUCCUUCAGUCCCAUCAGCGAGACCGCCGCUGGGCUGAGUCAGGCGGUGGUGUUUUCGCUGAAGAACGAGGUGGGCUGUCUGGUCCGAGCGCUACGACUGUUCCAGGAGAAGCGCGUCAACCUCAACCACAUCGAGUCGCGCGCCUCCAAGCGCCUUGCCGACGAGGUGGAGAUCUUUGCCGACUGCAGCUGCUGCAAGAAGGACUUCAACGAGCUUCUGGAGGUCCUGAAAGAUCACGUCAACAUCCUGUCCUUCAACACGCCCGCCCACGUCUGGGCCGCGCAGGCCGACGAGGAAGACGUUCCGUGGUUUCCCAUGAAGAUCUCCGAACUGGAUCAGUGCUCUCACAGGGUGUUGAUGUACGGAUCGGAGCUGGAUGCCGACCACCCGGGCUUCAAAGAUGAACAUUACCGGCAGCGGCGCAAGUAUUUUGUGGAGGUGGCCAUGAAGUACAAGUUCGGUCAGCCCAUCCCCCGCAUCGAGUACACGCCGGAGGAGGUCCGCACGUGGGGCGUGGUCUUCAGGGAGCUCAACAAGCUGUACCCCACUCACGCUUGCAAGGAGUACCUGAAGAACCUGCCCCUGCUCAGCCAACAUUGCGGUUAUCGGCACGACAACGUUCCUCAGCUGGAGGACGUCUCGCACUUCCUCAGAGAGAGGUCCGGUUUCACUGUGCGACCGGUCGCGGGUUAUCUGUCCCCUCGGGACUUCCUGGCCGGCUUGGCCUACCGAGUCUUCAACUGUACCCAAUAUAUCCGCCACAGCACCGACCCGCUCUACACGCCCGAACCGGACACGUGUCACGAGCUCCUGGGUCACGUCCCGUUGCUGGCCGAUCCAAAGUUUGCUCAGUUUUCCCAGGAGAUCGGUCUCGCGUCUUUAGGGGCUUCUGAUGACGACGUGCAGAAACUCGCCACAUGCUACUUCUUCACGGUUGAGUUUGGCCUCUGCAAACAAGAAGGGCACUUGAGAGCCUACGGAGCUGGUUUGCUGUCAUCCAUUGGAGAACUCAGGCAUGCGUUGUCAGACCAGGCCUGUGUGAGGCCCUUUGACCCCAAGACCACCUGCAAGCAAGAAUGUCUCAUCACCACCUUCCAAGAGGUUUACUUUGUCUCGGACAGCUUUGAUGAGGCCAAGCAGAAGAUGCGAGAGUUCGCCAAGACCAUCAAGCGACCGUUCUCGGUGUACUACAACCCCUACACGCAGAGCGUGGACCUCCUGAAAGACACGCGCAGCAUCGAGGACGUGGUCCAGGAUCUCCGCAGCGACCUGACCACGGUGUGCGACGCGCUCGGCAAGAUGAACACGUACAUGGGCAUCUGACCGCCGCCACGUGCGCCUCAAGGGCAAGAGCGCCUGCCCGCAGCGGAAUAGAAUAGAACAAGCCUUUGUUGUCAUUGUUGCAGAAAACCAAAAGAUAUUCAAGAUAUGAUGUACAUCAGCAAAGUCUCUGUGGAGGGGGGUGAAUAAUGCCAAAUGUAAAAUAACACGAAAAAUGUGUAAGAAUGCACUCAAAUAAA